This is a messenger RNA of Cucumis melo (muskmelon), 754 nucleotides long. RefSeq lists its product as uncharacterized. NCBI's taxonomy places the organism in Eukaryota, Viridiplantae, Streptophyta, Magnoliopsida, Cucurbitales, Cucurbitaceae. The transcript is spliced from 4 exons. The record is from RefSeq and is a predicted model, not a curated record. Bases 353 to 664 code for a protein of 103 amino acids.
UCCAUUCCGUUCUGCAACUUUCUUAUCUGUUUAGAGAUGGGUUUUGGAUUGCUUGUGCUGUUUUGGCCCUUCACUUGGAUAUCUGUGGAUAAUAUUUCUUCCUUCCUUUUCUUUCAUUCUUGUUCCCAUUUUUUUUUUUUUUUUUUUUUUUGCUAUAAAAAGCUCACAAAUAUCUUCUUCUGAUCUUUGGCGCUUAUGAGGGCUUUUGAUUUGUUAUCUUCUCUGUUUUUUCAGCAAUAUUUCGUCCUUUGGUUUUCGCCGAAUGUACUUAACAUUAUUCUAUUUGGGUUUUUGUCCAAAUAUUCUAGCUAAUUUCUAAAUAUAGGUAUACAUAAAAUAGAUAAAUCAUAGUAUGUACCGCCCUAACAGACACCACUUUCUUCCUUGUUUUCAUUGCCAACCCCAUGCCUAUAUCCGGAUGGUCCAGCAUCUGAUAGAGAGAUGCUUGCUGCUUCAUAUGAGUCGAGAUGAGUGCGUAAAGGCAUUGGCUCACCAUGCAAAUAUCCGUCCUCUCAUUACACUUACAGUGUGGAAGGAGCUCCAGAAAGAGAACUCCGACUUCUUCCGAGCAUAUUUCCAUACCAUUUCUCCCAAUCCAUUCCUCGCCAAAUUCACAGGGAGUGAGCGGAGCAUCGUCAGAAGACAAUAUCUCUACCGGAGGUGACCCGUUAAUAAUUUGUAAUACCAAUAUAUAUAUAUAUAUGAUGAUGAUGAUGAUGAUUAAUUAAUUCAAGCCUAGUUGUUUCUUGAUCAA